AUGCACCGCGCGCCCCGCGGCUGCCAUGGCAACUGCUUCCCGUACCGGGCAUGCGCGGCGCCCCUCCCCGCCGCUGCCAUGGCAACCGCGCCCCCUCUCCCGCGCAUGCGCAGCAGCGCCGAGCUGCGGCGGGAGGGCGUCGGGGCGCGGCCACCGCCCCGCACGGACGCGCCUCCCCCGCGCUCCGUCCCCGCCGCCGCCGCCAUGGCCGACCCCGCCGCGCAGUUCCCCGUCGUCUCCUCGUCCUCCUUCCCCUCUUCCCCCUCCUCCGGGCGGCCCCAGCCCGGCGGCUGCCGCGGCGGCUCCGUGUCGUGCACCGAUCCCCCCAUUUCUUCUUCCUCCUCCUCUUCUUCUUCUUCCUCCUCCUCUUCCUCCUCCCAGCCUGUUUCUCUCUUUGCGGCUUCACCAGCGGCCCCGUCCCCGCCCGGCCGGGGGGUCACCCCGGGGCUGCCCCCCCCGAGCCCCCCGGAGUCUCCGGAGUCUCCGUUCGAGGUGGUCCCCGACCGCGCCGCCUUCGACCGCGAGUUCGGCCCCGCGCUGGCGCAGAUCCCCGAGGGCCGCGAGUGCCACUUCGGGCCCCCCCCGGCAUCACGAGGGGGGUCGUCGGUGCCCGGCGGGACCCCCCCCGGCGGGAACCCCCCCGGCAGGGGGACCCUGGGCCGGCCCCCGCCCGGCUCGGCCGCGGCGCUGGAGGAGGUGUCGCGGUGUGUGAGGGAGAUGCACAGCUUCACCAGCGAGCUGCUCACCUGGGACCUGGUCGAGGGCAACGGCCACCUGGGCACCGGGGACGGCGACCUGGGCACCGCCAACGGCAACCUUGGCACCAGGAAUGACGACCUGGGCACCAUCAACGGCGACCUGGGCAUCGGGAAUGGCCCCCCAGGCACCGCCAAGGGCGACCUGGGCACCAGGAAUGGUGACCUGGGCACCGGGAGUGGUGACCUGGGCACCAAGAGCGCUGGAAGUGGCACCGGCAGCGGUGGAAGUGGCACCGGGAGCGGCGAUGUUGGCGCUGGGAAUGGUGGCACCGGCGCUGGGAAAGGAGGCAGCGGCACUGGGAGCGGCGCCGUUACCGGUGGCAUCGGGACCGGUGUCCCGGGCAUCGGGAGCGGCGACCUCAGCGCUGGGAACGAUGGCCCUGGCGCUGGGAGUGACGUCCUGGGCAUCAAGAGUGGUGGCAGUGGCACUGGGAAUGGCAUCUCCGGCGCUGGGAAGGGUGGUCUCGGCGCUGGGAGCGACGUCCUGGGCAUCAGGAGUGGCGCCGGUGGCGGCACUGGUGGCGGGAGCGGCGUCAUCGGGAACGGUGUCCCCGGUGCCCCUGGCGUUGGAGUUGGUGUCCCUGGCACUGGAAUUGGUGUCCCUGGCAUUGGAAGUGACCUCAGCGGCGUCCCCGGCAUCGGGAACGGCUUCGCUGGAGGUGGCACUGGUGGCACUGGUGGCACCGGGCCGGGUGUCCCCGGUGUCCCCCCCGGUGCCGACGGCGACAGCUCUGGUGACUCCGACAGCACCGUCAUCGAGGAGGGGCCGGGAGAGGCCCCCCCGGAGCCCCCCCUGCCCCGUGGGGCCACCCCCGAUGUCCUCGGGGACUGGGAGCAGGAGCACCAGACCCUGCGGGCACUGCGGGAGCUGGGGGGACCCCCCGAGAGCCCCCCGGCCUGGGGCCUCCCCCGCCUGGCAGUGCGGGAUCUGCUGUUCUGGCGGGACGUGAGGAGGAGCGCGGUGGCCUUCGGCGCCAGCCUGGUGCUGCUGCUGUCCCUGGCCACGCUGAGCGCGGUGACCGUGGUGGCCCACGUGGCGCUGGCCCUGCUCUGCGUCACCAUCAGCCUGCGCGUCUACAGGGCCGUGGUGCAGGCCCUGCACAAGUCCGACGAGGGGCACCCCUUCAG
This is a messenger RNA of Neopelma chrysocephalum (saffron-crested tyrant-manakin), 1886 nucleotides long. Its product is annotated as elastin-like. NCBI's taxonomy places the organism in Eukaryota, Metazoa, Chordata, Aves, Passeriformes, Pipridae. The transcript is spliced from 8 exons. The annotation marks the transcript as partial. The record is from RefSeq and is a predicted model, not a curated record.